UUAUGCUGUUUCUUGUUUUGCUGUCUCGCGAUUGCCUUUUUAAUCUCGUGAGCACCACGCCUUGCGUCAAGCUGCGUUUAAUUGCGCUUAAUAUUGUUUGACCGGCUGCAUAGGAACGGCUUUCACAAUGACAGACCCGGUAGACGCUGAAAAAGCGACGAAAAAGUUGGUUCAUGCAGGGAUUCCCAAGGCAGAAUGCCUGGACGAUAUGGAUGAAUUUAUGGCGAGAGAAGAGAACCAAACCAUAGAUGCGGCUCUUAAGAACCUCGACGAGCAGCACAGUAAAUACAAGUUCAUGGAAUUAAAUCUGCUCCAGAAGAAACAAAGGUUAAAGAGCCAGAUCCCCGAAAUCAAAACGUCGCUGGAGAUCAUCAAACUGCUUAAAUCGAAAAGGGACUCCUCCGAAGACAUGGAGACGAGGUUCGUGCUGUCAGACCAGGUCUACUCCAAGGCUGUCAUACCUCCUACCGAGAGAGUCUGCCUCUGGCUUGGCGCGAAUGUGAUGCUGGAGUACACGCUAGAAGGGGCGGAGGAGUUGCUCUGUAAGAACUUGCAAACUGCUACGAGGAACUUUACAGAGCUGCACAGUGACCUGGACUUCCUCAGAGAUCAGAUCACAACCACUGAAGUCAGUAUCCUUAACCAAGUUUGUGCUGUACAUUUCUCUCUCGGUGCAAAAGAGAGGAGUAAGUGUUGACGUGGUCUUAUUAGC
This is a messenger RNA of Dermacentor silvarum, 712 nucleotides long. Its product is annotated as prefoldin subunit 3-like. Gene Ontology annotation, biological process: microtubule-based process; protein folding; tubulin complex assembly. The coding region runs from base 128 to 697 and encodes 189 amino acids. Lineage: Eukaryota; Metazoa; Arthropoda; Arachnida; Ixodida; Ixodidae. The record is from RefSeq and is a predicted model, not a curated record. The transcript is spliced from 5 exons. Gene Ontology annotation, molecular function: tubulin binding. Gene Ontology annotation, cellular component: cytoplasm; prefoldin complex.